This is a messenger RNA of Psilocybe cubensis, 966 nucleotides long. RefSeq lists its product as uncharacterized. Gene Ontology annotation, molecular function: protein binding. Lineage: Eukaryota; Fungi; Basidiomycota; Agaricomycetes; Agaricales; Agrocybaceae. The transcript has 4 exons. Bases 1 to 966 code for a protein of 321 amino acids. The record is from RefSeq and is a predicted model, not a curated record.
AUGUCGGAUAAAUCAAGUGCGGACGAUGCGCUAACCCCAGUCUUAGUCAAUUGUAAUAAUGCAGAUGUAACGUUCAAGUCGGCGGAUGGCGUCGAUUUUCAUUUGCAUCGGUCCCUGCUUGAAGCUCACACAGGAGCAUUUCCUGGACCAAGCAUCGAUACUCGCGGAGAAGUGGUACAACUACAAGAGCCAGCAAAGGUUCUUGAAAUCUUAUUCGAUUUUGUAUAUCCCAAACGACAUUUGGAUCUCGUGGAUACGGAUAUCGAAUUGUUGUUCGACGUGGCAGAGGCUGUUGAAAAGUAUGAGGUAUUUUCUGCGAUGUUUGUGUGUAACGCACGCUUGAGUGCACUUUUGCCCCGAUAUGCUGAAAGAAUCCUAGCUCAUGCGGUAAAACACAACUAUCCAAAACUCAUAGACGAAGCCACACCACAUAUUGCACGGUCGUCAUCUGUCUCAGCCAUGCAGAAAUUGCCAGUAUGCUACAGCCUUCCAUGGUUUCGGUACCAGGAAUCCUGGGCAAGUCUCUUCAGAGGAGCACGAAGAUAUACGAAAAAUAUGCCCCUUCUGCAGCUUGCAGACGGUAGAAAAGAACACAGGACCUGCCACUCAGCACCAGGAACAAUAUGUAACACAUGCCAGAACUCCAUGUUUCUUUGGAUCGCGACAUUGGAAGAGAUCGAGACGAUAUCUGCAUUAAACGAAGUCCUGGAUCAAUUCCCGACAGCCAUAUCCAAUGCCAGCUGUUGCAAAGAUUCUGGACCCGUCACGGCUACCGAUUGGGCAGCAGCAAAUAUGAUGACAUAUGGUUCUGGACGUCCGACAUCUGGAUCACCGCAAUACAAGUGCAAUCAUCUCCUUAAUCUGGCCAGAUCGAUGCAGUAUCAAAUAAAGGCAAUCCCUCUCUUUAGCGAUUUCGUGAAUGGACAAUAUCUGGAUAAAACAAAAAGGGUCAAGCAGGAAGAGUAG